UUUGUAUGCUUGCCAUUUUGUUGUCAGUUGUCACAAUCGACAUUUAAGGGAUUGCUGCUUCUCAUUUUAUAUAAUUUAAGAACAGCGAUUUUGCAAUUACUGGGGCGAAAUGGCUUUAAACUUCGGUCAGUACCCAAUUGAGUACGAUCCAAAAAUCCAUGGACCGUAUGACCCAGCUCGUUUCUAUGGGAAACCUGACACUCCUUUUGGGCAAUUGAAAUUGUCUGAAGUUGGAUCAUGGUUGGGUCGUCGCGAUAAAAGUCCCCGAGCAGUAGUUGGAGCUAUUAGCAGAGCAUAUUGGAGAUGGCAGCACAAGUACGUCCAACCAAAGCGAGCCGGAAUCGCUCCAUUUUUACAAGUCGUAGUUGGAUGCAUGGGAAUCUUUUAUGUCUUCAACUAUGACAAGAUCUCCCGCCACAGGAACUACAAACAUCAUUAAUCUCAUCAAACACUUUAACAUUAGUAGGACCUGCAUUCAACAAUAUUUCCAUUGUCUGAAACGCUAUUGUAGCUAAUAUACAAUUUCCAAUAGUU
Molecule: messenger RNA, 534 nt
Organism: Dendroctonus ponderosae (mountain pine beetle)
Lineage: Eukaryota; Metazoa; Arthropoda; Insecta; Coleoptera; Curculionidae
Gene: ATPsynF
Product: putative ATP synthase subunit f, mitochondrial
Exons: 4
Coding region: 110-439 (109 amino acids)
Biological process (GO): proton motive force-driven mitochondrial ATP synthesis
Molecular function (GO): proton-transporting ATP synthase activity, rotational mechanism
Source: RefSeq, a predicted model, not a curated record